AUGUCAAAAUUCACCCACAGCAUCAUCGUCACCGGGGGUACAUCAGGCCUCGGGUUCCACGCCACCACAAUUCUUGCGAAACAAUUCAAGGACGCAAAAGUGGUUAUUGCAGCAAGGAAAGACCCUGAAUUAGCAGCCGCCAAAAUCAACAAGAAAAAUGGCCAGAAUAACGUCGAAUUUCUCUCGCUCGACCUUGGCAAACAUGAGAGUAUACGAGCAUUCGUGAAGACGCUGAAGGACCAACAACUCCCACCAGUCUCACAUCUCCUCCUCAAUGCCGGUCUGCAGUUCCCAGGUGAGAUACAGUACACCAGCGAUGGAAUCGAAGCGACUUUCGGCAUCAACCACGUCGGGCACGCGCUGUUGUUCCAUCUUCUCCAGCCCAGUCUCGCCAACAAAUGUCGCAUCGUCGUCGUCUCCAGCGGCACGCACGACCCGGCCCAGAAAUCCGGCCUGCCCGACGCCAUCUACGACACCGCCGAAGAGCUCGCACACCCGAAGGGCGAGGCCCUCAAUUACGCCGGCCGCCAGCGCUACGCGACCAGCAAGUUGUGCAACGUCCUCUGGACGUACGCACUUUCCCGUCGCGUGAGCAAACUGCCAGGAAAGAACAUCACCGUCGUCGCCUUCGACCCGGGUCUCAUGCCCGGCACGGGACUGGCGCGAGAGUCAGGCCCAGUCCUCCGAUUCGUCUGGCACUAUGUUCUGCCCGCGUUGAUCCCGCUCCUGCGCCGUGCAUUCCACCCGAACGUCCACACGUCUCAGCAGUCCGGUGCCAAUCUUGCUUUCAUCGCAACUGACGGCAGUGCCGCGAUGAAAAGUGGCGUUUACUAUGAGAUGAGAAAGGAGAUUCCAUCCAGCAUUGACAGUUAUGUUGAGUCGAAGCAGGAAGAUUUGUGGGCUUGGACAGUGAGGACGUUGGCUUCCACGGAGCAGGAGCGAAAGGAGUUCGAAGUCGUCGCAUAG
Messenger RNA from Exophiala bonariae, 966 nucleotides. RefSeq lists its product as uncharacterized. The transcript has a single exon. The record is from RefSeq and is a predicted model, not a curated record. The coding region runs from base 1 to 966 and encodes 321 amino acids. Lineage: Eukaryota; Fungi; Ascomycota; Eurotiomycetes; Chaetothyriales; Herpotrichiellaceae.